Molecule: messenger RNA, 2048 nt
Organism: Owenia fusiformis
Lineage: Eukaryota; Metazoa; Annelida; Polychaeta; Sabellida; Oweniidae
Source: the annotation of a GenBank genome assembly
CCUCAAGGUCACUACACAUGUACUUUUUAGAUCUGUUCUAAAUCUGUCCAUGUUUUGGUGAAUUUUUAAGCAAUAGCUGCACCAGAUACAAAAUGGGUGGACGAUCCAGAUCAAGAUCUAGGGAUCGUAAGUCAAGAGAUCAUAGAUCUAGGUCAAGGGAUCAUAGGAGAUCAAGGUCUUAUUCAAGGGAAAGAUCUCGAAAAACUAGAAGACAUUCACGGUCUCUUUCCAAGGAGCUCUCCAACUCCAGGAAUCGAAAUAAGUAUAGGUCCAGGUCUAGAGACCGAAACAAGCAAAGGUCCAGGUCGAAUGAUAGAAACAAGCAUAGAUCCAGGUCGAGGGAUAGAGAGCGAUCCAGAGACAAACAUAAGAGGCAUACUUCCAGGUCAAAGUCAAAGGAGAAGUAUUCCAAAACUAGAUCAAGAGGUUCAAGGUCACAUUCACGUAAAAGGUCAAGAUCAAGAGAGGUCAAAAGGUCAAAAGAAAGAUCUUAUUCAAGAGAAGAAUCAAGUUCACCAAUUAGGAAAAAAAGACCUCAAUCAAAAGAAAAAUAUGAGACAUUGAAAAAAGAAAGAUACAUCUCCGAAUCAAGUGAUAAAAAAUUAAGACGGAGAGAACAAUCUCGAUCUCCUAAAAGGUCCAAAUCAAGAGAAAGGAAUGAUUCAUCGAACAGACAGAGGCACCAGUCAUAUGAUAGAUCAGUGUCCCGUGAGAAACUAUAUCCUAAGGAUGAAAAAUUGAAGAAACACAGAACAGGUACUGAAGAAAUUUACCAAUCUGAAAAUUCAAAGAGAAAAUCAAGACCUGAUACUUCCAGAAACAGCAAGAAAACACUUCGAAGAUCUAAGUCCAGUAGUGGAAGUGAAAGAUCUAGAUCGCGAUCUCCCCAGCCACAAUAUGAUUGUUCUCGUAAAAGAUCAGUAUCACAAGAUAAUGCAAAAAAUAAAUCUUCGAGACUGGAUGAAAAAUCAAAGACUGAAUUAGUUUCUCCAAAAAGACAAAGACGCGACUCAUCUACUAGCUCUAAAUUCCAUGGGAGGUCAUCAAGGUCAAAUGGAAGGUCAGAAUCACAUGAUGACCGAGGCAAUGCAAAAGAAACUAAGGAAUCUUACACUUCAAGGGAAUCUAGAGAUAAACAAGAAGUUAAUUCAAAUAAACAAUCAUCCAGUGAAAAUAGGGAUUUAAGUAGGCCAAGAAGAUCAGAAGAAUCCCAAUCAAAUAAGAUGGCAUCAUCCAAAUUAAGGAAUACUAGCGUAUCACCAAAACACAGAUCAAUGACAAAGGAUAUGAACAGACUGUCUGAAAAUGAUAAAGACACAAAACAAAUGGAUAAUACUUCAAAAGCAAAACGCAAGGCUCGGUAUGAUUCCACAUCUGAUAGUGAUAUGGAUAGCUCAGAUUCUGAACCAGAAAGGAAAAAGAAGAAAAAGAAAAGGGCCAGGUCAUCCUCAUCAUCCUCAUCUUACUCUUCCUCGUCUAGUGAAGAGGAAAGAAGACGAAAGAAAAAACGCAAGAAAGACAAGAAGAAAAAGGAGAAAAAGAAGAUGAAAAAACUGAAGAAAAAGCUGAAGAAGGAAAAAAGAAAAUCUGAAAAAUUGCUUAAAAGUGGCAACAAAUCAAAGCCAAGCCUGGAUGGUAUUCAGAAUAAGCUUCUGGCAAUGGCAGGGAUGGCUAAUCCUGGUGGAGGGGAUGGUGACAUUGGGCCUAAUUUUGAAAAGGCGAAGAGAGAGUCAUCUCGCAGCAUGGCUCCAAUGACAAAGGAACAAUGGGACAAAAAGCAGAGUGUAACCAGACAUGUUUAUGAUGAGGAGUCUGGUAGAACCAGGUUGAUUAAAGGAGAUGGUGAAGUGAUUGAAGAGAUUGUCAGCAAGAAGAGACAGAAGGAAAUCAAUAAGGCAGCUACUUUGGCAGAUGGAAGAUCAUUUCAGAAACACACUGGAUUAUAUCACUAAAUAAUAUAGAAUAAUCACUCUGAACAAUAUAACUGAAUAUAGGAUUAAACUCAGAAUAAUAUCACUGAAUAUAGGAUUAACAUUGGACAAUAUCAC